This is a messenger RNA of Notothenia coriiceps (black rockcod), 4272 nucleotides long. RefSeq names its product zinc finger MYM-type containing 4, tandem duplicate 2 (gene zmym4.2). The record is from RefSeq and is a predicted model, not a curated record. Bases 1 to 3315 code for a protein of 1104 amino acids. Gene Ontology annotation, molecular function: zinc ion binding. The transcript has 22 exons. Lineage: Eukaryota; Metazoa; Chordata; Actinopteri; Perciformes; Nototheniidae.
AUGGCACCGCAGUUGAUAUUUCGGCCUCAGGACAUCAUCCUGGCUCCAGAUGCUAGUGGCAGCGUGAAAGAAUUCUGCAGUCAGAACUGCCUGACCAGCUUCAACUUCAAGCAAGACGCCAUCAAAAAAUCAUCUCAACCCAAAUUAACCCCUUCACUCUGCAGCAUGUGCAGCAGAUACUGCAUCAGCAAACAUGAAGUGAUCCUGAGCGGUGCUGUCCACAAGCUCUGCAGCGAUGCCUGCUUCAACCGUUUCCGGAAAGUCAACAAACUUUCCAUGGCUGGCUGCGAAAACUGCGGCUCCUACUGCCUCAAGAAAUCGCUCAUGCUGAAGCUGAAGGACAGCCACAAAACUUUGUGCAAUGCAGAGUGUCUGGCCAAGUACAAAGAGAACACUAAGACCAACCAGCCCUGCGUGAUGUGUAACACUACCCGGCUGAUGGGAGAAAUGAUUCACAACAAGAACAGUGACAACUCAGUGAGCCUGUACUGCAGCAGCAGCUGUGUGAUGGCUUUCAAGGUCCAGUCCGUCAGUGCAUCAGGUGCUCGGGUGAGUUGUGAUAAUUGUGGGAAAAACACAGUCCCCGCCUACCACCUGGCCAUGUCAGAUACCUCCAUCAGGAACUUCUGCACUCUGCCUUGUGUCAUGGCUUUUCAGGAAAGGUUCAAGAAGUCCCAGACACAGGUGAAUAUUUUUACCAAGUUGCCCGUCGGAUCACCCCAAAUCCAGAUCACCUCCGCCCAAAAUCAGCAAGAAAUCCCCAAAGCACCACUGAAACUGAACUGCUUCCAGUGUGCCCGCAACAUACAAUCUCUACCUGAAGUCAUCCAGAUCAAGGACCAAAUGGCUUUCGUGUGCAGCAUUGAUUGUGCUCACGAGUUCAAGAAAGACAACAACGUGACGAGCCUGUGUGAAUACUGUAAGAUCGAAAAGAUCACCAGAGACGCUAAGAGGAUAGACAACAGAGACUGCUACUUCUGCAGCGACGGAUGUAAGCUCCUCUUCAGACACGACCAGACUAAAAGCUGGGGGAAGCACUGUAACUCCUGCGCCUACUGCUACAGUGUGUCCAAGGAGCUGGUGACGGCUCAGUACGGAGGCUCCACCGAGGAGUUCUGCUCUGACGAGUGCCGCUCCAAAUACACCAUGCUCUUCUGCCACGUUGCAAAAUGUGACACCUGCGGCCGCAAAGGGAAACUGAAGCAGAGUCUUCCCAUGCUGGGAGAGGUCAAACACUUCUGUGAUCUGAUCUGUCAGCUGCAGUUCUGCUGCGAUAAAGUGGCCAUGCAGGGAGAAAUCGUCAAAGGUACAGCGGAGGCCACACCCAUCAUCGCCAGCGUCAUCUCACUUGCAGGACCUCCAACAGAGGAAUCAAACGCUUCCAACCGAACUGUCCAGACAAAUACACAACACACAAACACAGGCACAUCCUGUCAUCCCAAGAGCUUUGGAAAUGUUAGUGUUCAGACGGAUACAGUGAACGUUCCUUCUCCUUCCCGCCCAAAAAUCCUGAAGAACAAGGCCGUGCUCUGCAGACCGCUGGUGCAGAACAAAGCGAUUUCCUGUAAGACGCAGACAGUCGAUGUUGAAGCACAAACGGAUGACAUCUUUCCUAAAAUCCUGAUCGUUCCCGUCCCAGUGCCGGUGUAUAUUCCUGUACCCAUGAAUAUGUACAGCCAGUUUACCCCCCAACCUAUGGGGCUGCCAUUUCCAGUGCCGGUACCCAUGUUCCUGCCUGUGACAAUGGACAGCGCUGAACGCAUCUUAGAAACCAUCCAGGAGAUAAAGCAAAAGAUCCCGUCCGACCCCUUCGAGGCAGAGCUCAUCCUCAUGGCCGAGAUGGUGGCAGAACAACAUGAGAACAGCAACAAGGAGGAGAGACCAAAGGAGAAGGUGGCGGGAAAAGACAGACAACAAGUAACUGCUCCAGAUGAUCACAACAGUAACUACAGUGAUGACUUAGACACCGAAGACUUGGCAAGUUUUCUCAAUAACUGGGAGGAAGCCUCCUCUGAUCCAGCCGUCAGGUCUCCCAGUCGGCCGCACGCUCACGAGAAGCUCAACCCCGUUAUAGGCAUUCCCCUGGGCCUGACUAAUGAGCCUUUCCCCAAGCCCAAGCCUGCCAUGGACAUCGAAGCAGACUUCACUGUCGAAACGUUGGAGAAAAUGGCCCGUUUAAGAGACGAGUCCAGGCGCACCCCGAGCCCUCCGCCUGCUACUCCAAGGCGACGACAAGCUCACAGGAAAGCCAGAGAAAAAAAGGGUCGUAAGCCAAAGCGCUCAUCUAAGACAGCUGAAGUGUCGACUCAAAAGGCCGAAGCAGUAGAGUUCCCUAAACUGCAGAGUGAAUAUGGAGUUGAAGCCUGGAAGCGAUGGAUCCAGAAGAGGCCAACUCAGCCCAACAUGGAGAAACCACGCUUUGGUUCUCGCCCCAUAGAGUUGAAGGAGGAUGUUCUCAGCUGCACCACGGCUGAGCUGAGCUACGGUCUUUGUUCUUUCAUCAGUGAGGUGAAACGACCCAAUGGAGAGUCGUACUCCGGCGACAGCCUCUUCUACCUCUGCCUCGGCAUUCAGCAGCAUCUGUUUACAAACGGUCGUGUGGAGAACAUCUUCAUGGAUCGGUUCUACAACAAGUUCGCCACAGAGUUCACUACUAAUCUUAGACAUUUUAAACCUUCAAUCACAGCAAGUGGUUAUGUCCAUUCCCGUGUGGAGGAGGAGUUUCUCUGGGAAUGUAAACAGCUGGGGGCGUACUCCCCCAUCGUCCUCCUCAACACUCUGCUCUUCUUCUGCUGCAAGUACUUUGGCUUCACUACGGUGGAGCAGCACCGCCAGCUGUCCUUCGCCCACGUCAUGCGCUGCACCAAAACCAACCAUGACAACAGCAAGAACACCUUCCUGCGCUUCUACCCCCCAAUAUCCAUAAACGAGGCAGAGCCAGAUCCAGAGGUUCCAGCUAAGAGGCGUAAGGAGGAGGAGAGUAAAGAGGAUAUCCUGGAGAUGAUGGAGAACACAGAGAACCCUCUCCGCUGUCCGGUCAGACUUUACGAGUUUUACCUCUCCAAGUGCUCGGAGUCGGUCAAACAGCGCACCAACCUGUUCUUCCUUCAGCCUGAGCGCUGCUGCGUCCCCAACAGCCCCCUAUGGUUCUCCUCCAGCCCUCUGGACGACAGCACAAAGGAAAACAUGCUCAUUCGCAUCCUCACUGUCAGAGAGCUGCAUGUCAGGAGGAAGAAAGAUGGAGGGAUAAAGCAGAAGAAAUCCGAUGAUCUACCAUUCAUACCUGGCGAGGAAGAAGAGGGAGAUUCAGAGUGAAAGUGAUGCGGGAAGAUACCUUUUUAUUGGUGUAUCAACUUGUCGUGUAGAUAUUAUAAAUAAAGAGAUUAGAUCAUUUGAAUAUGACCUAAUAAACAGAAACGGACAGAAUAAUCCCUAUGGAGCAUGAGUACCAUUUUCAGAACUGCAAUUAAAGUGAUAUUCCUUGUUUUGGAACUGAGAUGGAAGACUCAACUAAGAAUUCGGACCAUCAACUACUUGCUCAAUUGGACACAAAGCUAUACUGCAUUUUAUCUGCUAGAUGGUAGAUUCCCAAUUUUGGUUUAGGUUAUCAGUGAGUAAAUGUCCAGAAGACAAACAGCUAACUGUGAUGCAGAUUUAAAUUGGCGACCAACAUUUAUAGUAAUUCAUAAUGUAAAUACUACCAAAAUGUGCCGUGAUUGUGCAUUCUUCCAUAUCUGCUGGUUUAAAUGAUUCAACAGGCUUCUCCAAUUUGCCCUUGGUAAAAUGUUAGAAACUGAACUUCAACAAAAGAAAAUAAGUUUCAAUGAAAGAUUCAAAUAGUUUUUUACAUUUCGUUUUGCCUCACUCGCAGACAAAUGAACCGAUUUUAGGAAUUCAUUUGUGUAUUUGAAAAAAAAGAUUAAAAGCAAUGUAUCAUGUUUGAAAAGACUUUCACACCAUUGGAACAUUUCACUAAGUUACCUUUUGUUGACUGAAUGCAUUGAAGUGAGUUUUGAUGACUGCAUUUUGGACAUAGGGCCUACUGUUUUCAGUCAACUGUCCUCUCAUAUGAUUUAUUGCAUUACCUUGACUCUCUGGCGUUAUAAAAAAAAUACUGUUCUGUCAUGUAUAUCUUGGUUACAUUAACCCCCAUUCCAGUAUGGCUGCCGAUGUUCUUGACAUUUUCUAUUCUAUGUUUUUUUUGAAUAAAAUCCUUUCAAAUGUAGUUGUUUUAUGUGAAAACAGCUACCGGGUGGAAGUUGUUGAAUUGUU